AUGCCAAAACCAUAUCUUAUACAUUAUUAUUUCAUUGCAACACACUUAUUUCUAGCAUUGGUUUUUUGUUCCGAUGCCUCAUUUUGUAACCAAAGCCUUUUCCCCAAGUUAUGCAAUUCGAUCUUUGGUCCUAAAUUCCCGCCUCAUGAACCACACACCUUUGAUGCUCAAGCCAAGACUGCUUGGAUGGAUUGCUUAGAGAUUUAUGAGGACGCUAUACACCAUAUAAACCACUCAAACACUUACAUGAGCCCAAGCGAUGUAGAAAAAUGGCCAAGUGUUGCUCUAGUUAACCACCAAGCAUGCCAAAAUGGCUUCAAAGAUUUGAAAAACCUCUUACAAAAUUUAUCCAAAUCACUUGUAGAUUUACUAGCCGAUAACAAACCCUCAACUGCUUACUUCUCAAAAGCAACCGGGGCAAACUUGGUGGUGGCUCAAGAUGGUUCUGGUGAUUUUAAAACGAUAACUAGAGCUCUCAAAGCAUCACAACAUCGAAGAACCGGAACAGAUAGAUUUGUUAUACAUGUCAAAUCCGGUGUUUACAAAGAACACAUCUUUAUCAAGCAAUCCAUGACCAAUUUGACGCUUAUUGGCGAUGGCAUUGAUGCAUCUGUCAUAACCAACAAUAGAAAUUGUAAAGACGGACACACAACUGCCGACACUGCAACCGUGCAAAUUUGGGGCUCGGGUUUCGUGGCAAUCGGGAUUACAUUUGAGAACACCGCGGGUCCUAGGAAACAACAAGCUAUAGCACUUCUCUCAGCUUCAGAUCUAUCAGCUUUCUACAAAUGUAGCUUUAAAGGCUAUCAAGACACCCUAUGCCUCCUUAAAUACCGUCAAUUUUAUCGCGAGUGUGACAUCUACGGGACCAUCGAUUUCAUUUUUGGUGACGCUGCUGCCGUCCUCCAAAAUUGCAAUAUUUAUGUCCGGAAUCCAUUGCCUGGACAACAAAACACAAUUACGGCCCAAGGAAGAACUGAUGCACAGUAUAUGAACACAGGGAACGGUGCAAACACCGGUGGUAGGGUAAGGUGGCCGGGGUACCAUGUUUUGUCGACCGCCGGUGAGGUGGAGCAAUUUUCCGUUCAGAGGUUCUUUGACGGAGAGUUAUGGAUUCCCUCAACCGGGGUGCCAUUUGAUUCUAGUCUUUAA
Messenger RNA from Lactuca virosa, 1152 nucleotides. Lineage: Eukaryota; Viridiplantae; Streptophyta; Magnoliopsida; Asterales; Asteraceae. The record is from the annotation of a GenBank genome assembly.